CAAUUUCAGUAUUGCAAAUGCCAAUUUUGGCACAAUCAGUUGGCAAUUGGCAAGAAGAGUCCUAGGCUCCUGUCUCCGAUGAACUCCAAGUGCUCCUAAGUAGUAUCAUUUCGGAUUUUGGAAUAGGAUUUGGUGUCAUAAACUCCAAGUGGUUAUGAUGAUGGAACUCCAGUAAACAUUGCAGCUGUUCAACCAAAAGCUAUAGGAAUCUCAGGACCCUCCAAGAAUAAUUAUGCUCAAAGCAAUGUGGUUUCACUAUUCAACAAAAUGAAGUCGGCUCAAUCAAGCUCAAAGCCAUCAUCCAUUAAAGGAUGGCAGGUAACCAUGGAGGAUGCUGUGAGUAACGAAUUAAAUCUUUUGUGUCCUCAAACAGCUUAAGCAUCUGGAUGUAGCCUAAGUGAGAUAAUGUAAACAUUAGAUGGCUUAAGUGUUCAGUCUCUAAUGUUUCACUGAAUUAUUACAAGCAGGGCAAAUUCUGAUUGGAAGUGAUAAUACAUAGGAACCAAGAGGAAGGACUGGGAAGUUUCAAUUGAUUUGGUUUCCGGGGUUUCAAAAUGAGGUUACCUUCAAAGCAUUUAAAAUGAGCAAGAUGUAAUGAUGCUGGUAGUGAUUCUAAAAAUGAACAACUGAUGGUGGUUUGUAAACUUUUCAAUGAUUUUUGUUUUGAUUUUAUCAGCAUCAUUUUCCUAGUUGUUUCAUUUGAUUGGGGAUUUAUGAUGUUGAAUACCUUUUUAUGUUGGUCCAAUCCCUCCGUUUAUGCUGUUCUUUUGGUUUAAAAUUAGUAAUUAUGAAUACUUACAGUGUAAUUAGUUAAGUGUUCAACUUUGAAUGACCUACAUUCAUUCUGGCUUUACAAGUAUGGAGUGCCUCUAGCCAUCUUUUUUGGCUUUUGUUCCUGAUUAUUUCAAGCAAUUGAAGGCUAGUAGACAUGGUCCUACUAUUUUAGUUGAUUUCAUUUUGCCUAUUUUAGAUUGUAAUAAGCUAGGUCGUGACAAUCACACUCUUUAACGGUUUGGUCUUUCAAUCAAUGUAGGCCUCCUGCAGAGCUAUGAAGUCCCACUGCUUCUGAGAAGCAAAGCAGCAAACAAGACAAGCAGGGGUGGCACCUUUAAGGUGAAAGCAUAAAAGAAUCUUUCCUUGGGUUGCCAGCACUAUGCAAGCAACAGAAUCAGGGAACCCUUUCAUGGGGAGACAUCAAACUCAUGGCACCUCUGAACACUCAGCACUCAAAAAGACAAGCAGGAAAAGGAAGGCAAUAUCUUAUCAUUCUUGGAAAGAGUUGACCUGGGCAAAAGGAAGUUUCUGCUUCUUCCUAGCCAUCAUUCUUAAUUGGAUUACAUUCUUUCUUUUGGUUGGACAAUAUUUCUAAUUCAUGUUCAUCUACAAUUUCUGUGUUUUAAUGGGGAAUCCAAACUCCAAAAGUCCAAAGUGGGCUACUUGUCUCCGGAUUUCCACCUUCCUUUACUAGGAUGCAGUUUGAAAGAGCUUUUGUAAAUAACCUCCUUUAUAACACGAGAUUUCGGAGAC
Messenger RNA from Rubroshorea leprosula, 1527 nucleotides. The record is from the annotation of a GenBank genome assembly. NCBI's taxonomy places the organism in Eukaryota, Viridiplantae, Streptophyta, Magnoliopsida, Malvales, Dipterocarpaceae.